Molecule: messenger RNA, 3687 nt
Organism: Closterium sp. Yama58-4
Lineage: Eukaryota; Viridiplantae; Streptophyta; Zygnematophyceae; Desmidiales; Closteriaceae
Source: the annotation of a GenBank genome assembly
AUGAUUCCGAAGCAGCGAGGACGAGUCAAGGAGCAGCAGGAGCAGGAGCGCUGGGAGGAGGAGGAGGAGGUGGAGAAGGAGGAGGAAGAGCAACAGCAGCAUCGACAUCAUCAGCAGCAACAACAUUGUCAUCUGCAGCCUCUGCGAACCUCGCUGCUUUCGCGCCAAGAGGAGGAGUCUCUCGAGACGGAGCCGCUGACCGGCCCGCGAAUCCUCGGCAACGCCAGCGACCGACCAUGCGACAGCAGGGAUCGCGCGUGCGACACUAGGGAUCGUCCACCUCACUCGCAAGCCCGGCGAGAAGUCAGGCGACACGACUACGUUCCGGCUCACAGCAGCAGAGACACUGGAACCGCGAGGCUCGGCGAGAGGCUCGGUGAGAGGCCCGGUGAGAGGCCCGGCGAGAGGUCCGGCGAGAGGUCCGGCGGGAGGUUCGGCGAGAGGUUCGGCGAGGAGGGCGGGUUGCUGGAGACGCUGGGGCAGGAGAUAGUGGCGAUCGUGACGCCCGUGUCCAUCUGCAUGCUGCUUGUCGUCGCGCUCGUGCUCGCACUCACCCCGCACGGCGCCUCCGUCACCACGCCCACCAUUGCGACGCUGGUGUACCAGGAAGAGAGCACUGACGCGCCCUUGCAGCAGCUGUGGGCCGCUCUGUUAAACGCAGCAGCGAUGGUGGCGCUGGUGACGGCAGCCACGUUCGUGCUCGUGGGGCUGUUCUACUGCGGGUGUGCGCGCUGCAUCUGGGGCUACAUGGGCUUCUCCGGAUUCGUCAUAUUCGCUGGACUGGGCGGCACUCUCGCAGUGCAGCUUAUACAGCGCUUCUCCAUCCCAAUAGACAUCAUCACCUUUUCUCUGCUCGUGUACAACCUCUCAGUGGUGGGCGUCCUGGCAGUCUUCUUCUGCCGCAUGCCCAUCUUCCUCACCCAGUCCUACCUCGUUGCCGUCGGCGCCAUCGUCGCCUUUUGGUUCUCCAGCCUACCAGAAUGGACCACGUGGAUGGUGCUCAUUGCCAUGUCACUCUACGAUCUCUACGCUGUGCUCACGCCAGUGGGCCCGCUCAAGCUGCUACUAGACAUAGCCAUGGAGCGAGACGAGGACAUCCCAGCACUCAUCUACGAAGCCCGGCCCCCACCCAUGCCCUUCGCCCCUCCUCCUCCUCUUCGCCCUCCUCCCCGUCUUCUCACUCCCACUCGCCCUCUCCCCUCCUCCAAUCACACGCUCCCCUCCAAUCCCUCUCUCCCACUCCCCCCUCACUCUCAUCCCGCCGUGCCAACCUGGCCCGGCCACCCCCCACUCUCCUCCUCCUCCACCUCCUCCUCCUCGUCCUCCUUCCCGCCAUCUCUAUCUCCCUCCACCGCAUCCAACCCCUCUCCAUCCGACUCCACUUUCCAGCCUGCAAACAGCACAGCUGGCGCUGGUAGCACUCAAGUCCCUACCACAGCCCUGGGACGGGCGGAUGGAGGAGGAGGAGGAAUCGGGGGUGGGGAUGAAAUGCCGGGUGGUGUGGUGGGGAGCGGUGCUGGUGGGUCAAGGAGAACGCGUGUGCGAGGCCAAUUCGAGCGGCGGUUGCAGCAGCAGGGGAGCAUUGCCAGUGGUGCAAUCGGUGCUGCUAGUGGUGGUGGCGGCGGUGCAGGCACAAGCACGUUCGCUGGACAGCUGAGAGUGCAGGAGGGAGAAGGCGGGGCAGGAGCAGGAUCAGUGGGAGCAGCGGGAGCAGCAGGGGGAGCAGCGGGAGCAGCAGGAGUAGGAGCAAUAGCAGCAGCAACAACAGGAGAAGCAGGAGGAGCGGAAGCAACGGGAGCAACCACAGGUGCAGGUUUGUUGGUGGGUGGAGAGGAGACAGCAGAGAGGGGGGAGGAGGAGGUGGAGCGGGAAAUAGCACGGCUCAGAGAGGUUGCCAGCCAGCACCUGCGCGAGAGGGAGAGGGAGAGAGAGAGGGCGCGGUGGCGGGGCGGCACGAUCUCCCGGGCGGUAUCGCUUGGACCGGAGUGGAGCAUGGGGGCAGUGAGCGGCGGCAUUCGGAUGAGAGCGGGUCUUGAGGGGCAGAUUGCGGGGAUCGAGGGGCAGAGUGUGGGAAUGGACGGUUUGCCUGGUGUGGUGGACGGGCAGAUGAGAGGGUUUGAGGUGAGUGGGGGUGCAGUUGGGUGCGGAGCGGUGCCAGGCAGAACAGAUGGGUUUUCACACUCUGUUGCUGAGGGGAGCAGUCGGCUGCUUAGUGUGCUUGGGUCUGGUGGGUGGGGGAGCAGAGGGGAUGGUGAGGGCAGUGGGGGGUGGGCAGCUGACUUGUCCUCGGUUCAUGUGGAGGAUCCAGAACAAGAUGAUAUUCACUAUCUGCCGAGCCCGAGCCUGGAGCCGAGCAGCAGCUUCGGCCCGGACCUCCCAAGUGCCAUCAAGCUUGGAAUGGGGGAUUUUAUAUUUUACGGUGUUCUGGUGGGGAGGGCUGCGAUGUACGAUUUAAUGACAGUGUAUGCAUGCUACCUUGCAAUCAUUGCAGGGCUGGGCGCUACCCUUGUGCUUUUGGCGUUACAGAAGCGCGCAUUACCUGCGCUGCCCAUCUCGAUUGGGUUGGGAGUGGUCUUUUACUUUUUGACCCGCCUGCUGCUCGAACCGUUUGCUGUUUCCGUUGUCACGAACUGCUUUGCGCGCAUGCGGUCGAAGAUGGGAGGUUAUAACGACCACCGAAAGAUUGCAUUAGCGGGGGCGAAACGGGGUUGCUCAGUAGCGAUGUCCACCUUCAUCGCCGUCAUCGCGGUCGUGGGAGUGUUCGCGCAGUUCGCCGUUGCAGGAGCAACAAUAACGCCUCAAGUCCGGAACGCGAAAUGCGACUUCACUACCGGGGAGUGGCGGAAGGGGACCAAGGGAUUUCCACGGUACACGUCGCUUCCAGGGAAGCCCAACUCGUGCCCUUACGUGCGGUCGGAUUUCGCGUGCGAGCGCAACGGGCGCGCGGACAUGCGGUUCCAGUGGUACCGCUGGCAGCCCAAGCAGUGCAUGUACUCCUACUUCAGCCCCUCGGGCUUUAAAUUCAUGCUCAAGCAAAAGAAAGUGCUGCUGGUGGGCGACUCGAUGAUGUCCAACUUCUACGAGGCGCUACUCUGCGCCAUCCACAUCGGCGGCUUCAAAGGCGAGCCCUACAUGCGCAACACGGCGGGCGUGUUCAGCGUCAAGGGGGUCCGCUUCCCCCGCAUGGGGAUCUCCAUCGAACACCUCUUCUCGCCCUACCUCGUCUACGCGAUCACGCGCGGCGCCAAGACCGCGAACGCGAAGGGCGGCCACGGCUACGACGUCCACGUGGACAAGAUCCAUCCGACGGUCGCGAAGAUCCUCCCAGAAUACGCCAUGGCGGUGUUCGCGUCGGGCGUCUGGUGGCAGCAGAACGUCCCGCGCCGCAAGCAGCCGAACAUCUUCUACGUGAAUAACUCGCCCAAGAACCUCUCGAAUCUCGACGCGCAUGCGUGGGCUCUCAACACGCUCAGCAAUUUCAUCAAAACUUCGAAUUACGGCGGCGUGCCGUAUUUUAUUUCGUUCUCGCCGCACCACGGAGGCGCGGGCAGCCCGCAAAAAGGAGUUUACCAGGGUAAUUCCGUUGGGGGGAAACCUGCCUGCGUACAUGACGACGCAGAAAACUGCGCUGCUAGGUUCGCCGUUACGAUUCCUCCAGGUUACCAGCCUGAGCGCGAUGCGGCCUGA